Molecule: messenger RNA, 1186 nt
Organism: Magnolia sinica
Lineage: Eukaryota; Viridiplantae; Streptophyta; Magnoliopsida; Magnoliales; Magnoliaceae
Exons: 4
Coding region: 1-972 (323 amino acids)
Molecular function (GO): protein binding
Source: RefSeq, a predicted model, not a curated record
AUGGGUGCUGCCAAACCGUCCCUCCUUCAUCUUCUUCCCUCGAGCCCAAAACCCAAAACCUGCAAAAGCGGUAGCAGCCUACAAAAGCCCUCUGCAAUCCAACCAACAACGAGGAGAAGUAUUCUCUUCUCUCUACCAAUCUCCACCACUCUCCUUCUCUUCCCCAACCCCACUCCCAUUUCCUCCGCUCCCCUUCCCAACUUCGACCCUGUCAGCCCUUCCGAGAAGGAUGCCAGUCUGGCACUCUCCCGCCGCAUCUCCAUAGCCGUCGGAUUACUCGAUAAAGGCAGGGAAUUUCAGGCCCAGGGUGACUUCAGCUUAGCCCUGGAGUACUUCACUCAGCUUGCAGAGGAUUCUUCGACGGGAAAAAAAAGCGGUAGCAGCCUACAAAAGCCCUCUGCAAUCCAACCAACAACGAGGAGAAGUAUUCUCUUCUCUCUACCAAUCUCCACCACUCUCCUUCUCUUCCCCAACCCCACUCCCAUUUCCUCCGCUCCCCUUCCCAACUUCGACCCUGUCAGCCCUUCCGAGAAGGAUGCCAGUCUGGCACUCUCCCGCCGCAUCUCCAUAGCCGUCGGAUUACUCGAUAAAGGCAGGGAAUUUCAGGCCCAGGGUGACUUCAGCUUAGCCCUGGAGUACUUCACUCAGGUGGUCAAUGAUUAUAAAGAAUUUGCAUUUUCGGACUAUGCAAGAGUUGGGAGGGCAUUGGCCUUGUACGAGGUUGGUGAUAGAGAAGAAGCCAUUGCAGAGAUGGAGGAUGUUUCCAUAUCUCUAAAGGGAUAUCCAGAAGUUCAUGCAGCUCUAGCCGCAGCCUUGUAUACAGACAAGCAUGCUCCAUUGCUAGCUGAAAACCAGUUCACAAUUGCAACUUUGCUUGAUCCUCACUAUACAGACAUCUCGUAUGUAAGAGAAAUGAAGCAUUGGCCUCCGAGCCUGGUUUGUUCUUUGCAACACUUCAUCACCCUUUCCUAGAAUUUCAGUAAAUGUGUAUUAUCAAAAUGAUUUUUUAAUCUUUCCAUACUCCACAGUCAUAUAUCAAUUAAAAGUAAAUAUAUAGCCAUUUGUUCUUUUUUCUUCUUUUUUCCAUUUCUCUAUUGAUUUUGUAUCACCAUCAUGUCAUAAGCAUUCAUCAAUGCUAAUGUAUCAUGUUAUUAACUAAAAAAUUAUGGUGGAAGUUUUUAUAGUA